Messenger RNA from Punica granatum (pomegranate), 1519 nucleotides. NCBI's taxonomy places the organism in Eukaryota, Viridiplantae, Streptophyta, Magnoliopsida, Myrtales, Lythraceae. The record is from RefSeq and is a predicted model, not a curated record.
CCAAAAAAAAAGGCAUCUUUUUCGAUCAAGAACGGUGGAAUGAUACUUGCCCUCUCCCUUACUUAUCCAGCGUCCGCCACCCGUAGAAGGGCGAUUACUCCAUUUCCAUCCCCAACCUUCUUCGUCUCUUUAUCGAAAUUUCCGUCCAAUUGUGGCUCCAGAACUUCUUUCAAGUGUUCUUGCACCGAAAAUGGAGACACCCACGAAGCAUCUUUUCAGGGGUUUUCGGUACUCGGACCAGAAUCAGAUGUUCCAUGGGACAGUGGAACUGUUUGGAGCACGCUGUCGUUUUACCUGUUCAGUUUGCACAUUCCUCUGAGCUUCGGAGGCUUGUCUAUUGUUGCCCAUGUCCUGCAUCAACCUAUUCUUGAUCCUCAGACGGAGGCAGCAUCCUUGCUCGGGAUUCAGCUGUUCGAGCUUGUAUCUGCUGUUUGUUUGCUUCAGUCCACCACUAAGCGUCGGUUCAGACUGAUGAGCAUCUUCAAAGCUGACGAAUCAUCAGCGGACAGGAAUGCAUUGCUGGGGUCAGCACUGGGAUUCGGUUCUUUGGUGCUGUUGGUUUUCCUCUCAUCAUUUCUUGCUGACAAUUUUCUGGGACCCAAGAGCGUCAACAACUCCGUCCUCAAGGAGAUCCUACUUAGCAGCAACCUGUCCAGAGCGGCCUGCUCUCUUGCCUACUGCAUCAUUAUCCCAUUACUGGAAGAACUCGUCUACAGGGGUUUCCUGUUGAGAUCGAUCUCACGUACGAUGAAGUGGCACCAAGCUGUUCUUCUGAGCUCCGCCAUAUUCAGUGCCAUUCACUUCUCCGGUGAGAACUCCUUACAAUUGUUCAUCAUCGGGUGUGUCCUCGGCUGCUGUUACUGUUGGACCGGAGAUCUGAAAUCCUCCGUUCUUGUACAUUCCCUGUACAAUGCCAUGAUACUCGUCAUAACUUAUGUAUCUUGAAGUCAUCUUGUUAUUUAUAUAUGUUAACACUUAACAAUCACAAUCCUAACAAUGGUACUCCCAACGUCGUCCUGCCCUCCACAACAAUAUCUGUUUUCUGGGCCCAGAAAGCACACGGAGCAGGCGGAUAUUUGUCUAGGAGGACAAGAUCUUAGUCCGCCACACUCGCUUGAAGCUUCCUCGUGGUGCCAUGGAGAUGAGGAGAGGAAUGAAUGUGAUGGGCAGAGAAGGUAGCAGCACAUCAUAUUCCUUGGGAAAUAAUUCUAUCCCCCUCCUUGUCGUGCCAUUUUCUCGUGGAAACUGGAAAGUGGAAACCAUUGUCAAAGAAUUUUACAGCAGGGACAGUGGGGCCCAAGGCAAGAACAUUCCAGCUUAGAUGACCUGUCCCAUGAUGUCAAAGAUUUGAUUUGUUUUUUCUAUUUAAUUUAAAAAUGGAAGAAAGAAAAAGAUGAAGAAAAUGUGAAGAGAUUCAAAGAUUCUUUCUUCAUUUGAAGGUUCAUAGGAUUUGUCUUGCUCCUCUAUAUAUCUCAGCAAGUGGCAAGCCAAUAUGCUUGGCCAUGAUUCUUUUUCGUUA